Molecule: messenger RNA, 1293 nt
Organism: Caenorhabditis sp. 36 PRJEB53466
Lineage: Eukaryota; Metazoa; Nematoda; Chromadorea; Rhabditida; Rhabditidae
Source: the annotation of a GenBank genome assembly
AUGUUCUGGUGGAAAACCGAAAAAAUCCAACAACCGAUUAGUGAGUUUGACGCAAGAGCUAACCGCAAAAUAGUGGAGAAUGUUCAGAGCGGUUUGCAGAUUUCUAUCCUAAAGGCACUAAACGCGACAUAUGCUCGUUUGCCGGCUUUCCGAAGCCCAACGAGAAAUUGUCGGCUCAGUUGGGCUACUGUGGACACACUGCGUGGUGUGCUUCGGCUUUAUUUGCAACACGCGUAGAUGUCAGCAUUUUAGGACGUUCUCAGUCGAAAAGAUCGCUCCGAAUGGACUGCAAAUCAGUGUUGACUGUGAGCCGGUGAUUCGGGAGUUGAAGGCGUUCAAAGAAUGGUCUGUGGAGGCGGACGUCUCCAUCAGAUUGCUGAAUCAUUCGAACAAGGAUAGGUCGCUGAUCAAGACGUCGUUCGGAACGAAAUUCGAUGCGGAACAAUCCUGGAGCGUCACUCUCGACCAAGCAGUCUUCGCGAAAAAUUCUGGAUUCCUGAACGGAGACGGCAUCAUUUUUCAGAUUGUUAUCGGAAUCACUGAGAUCGUAGGGCUGUACUCGGGAAAUUUCACCGAUUUCUCGGUGAGCAAAGAGAGCGAGGACGAAGCCAUUCUUCUCGUCGGAAACCAGAAAUUCCACGUCUCCAAGCAGGUUUUGCGCUGAAAGCGCGUUCCAAUUGUCAGCAUUUUGUUGUGUCGUUACAGAUUCUGUGCAUGCACUCGGUCUUCUUCAAAACCAUGUUUCACGGAAAUUUUGCCGAAAAAAACAGAUCGGAAAUCCCGAUUCUCGGAGUCGACAUUGACUCGUUUCAUCUGUUGCUCCAGUUCAUUUACAUGGCUCCAAUUCACAUUUUUGGUGCGAAUUUGUCAACAAAAAAUGGCGCAAUUUCUCUCACAAUUCGAAUUUACAGAAGAGAACGUGUUCCAACUUCUCGAGAUGGGCGAUCGUUUUCUGGUGAAGAGACUGAUGAGAGCGUGUGAGAAUUUUCUGGACGACUGCGAUUUGGACGAGAAAAAAGUGAUUGAGUUGGCAGCGAUGUACAAGUUUGAGAGAAUUUUGGUGACACUUUAGAUAUUGCAUGCAUUGCAAACACGCUAUUUUUUUAGUGCAAGAAGAUUUCGAGAAUGAAAAGUGUAGAGCAGUUGGAAGCUGCGUUUCCGUCGAUUGAAACCCUUCCUCCGACCGCUUCUUCGUACUUUAUGUUCAAAUUGGGAGAGUUGAAGGACGAUUUGCACUCGUGCGUUUCCACAACCGACGAUAAUCUGUCAUCCUCGUCUGUAGAUUCCGAUUGA